Molecule: messenger RNA, 963 nt
Organism: Astyanax mexicanus (Mexican tetra)
Lineage: Eukaryota; Metazoa; Chordata; Actinopteri; Characiformes; Acestrorhamphidae
Gene: hesx1
Product: HESX homeobox 1
Exons: 4
Coding region: 330-812 (160 amino acids)
Biological process (GO): regulation of transcription by RNA polymerase II; forebrain development; pituitary gland development
Cellular component (GO): nucleus
Molecular function (GO): DNA-binding transcription repressor activity, RNA polymerase II-specific; RNA polymerase II cis-regulatory region sequence-specific DNA binding
Source: RefSeq, a predicted model, not a curated record
GCUGCAGUUCUGGGAGUUCUGCAACUCAGACUGACUGGAUUCACUCUUACACACGCUCUUACACACUCUCGUACGCUCUUACAAACUCUCACACACUCACACAUACUCUCACACACUGUCACAUGCUCUCAAAAACUCUCUCACACACUCUUCCACACUUCCACACACUCUUAAACGCUCUCUCAAACUCUCACACUCUCUUACACACACUCUCACCCUGUCACACGCUCUCUCACACACUCUCUUAAACUCUUACACACUGUCACACACUCUCUCACGCUCUUACAAGCUCUCUCACGAUCUCUCACACUCUCAUCAGACACACACUGAUGGCGGAUCACAGAUCAGGACCCUCUGCUUUCACUAUAGCCAGUAUUUUAGGGCUGGGCAGAACAGAGCCGAGGAGCACCAUCAGCAUCCCCUACAGACCCUGGACUGACGUCCCGAUAACACAGAACUGUCACGCAGUAACAGCUGAUGGAUCUCUGGACGUGAUGGUCGAGGAGGAAAACAGCCCAAUCACGACUCCAGUGGAAAACUGCAGACGAUCCCUCAACUGGUACAUCGGCCGCAGACCUCGAACAGCCUUCUCAAGCCUGCAGAUCGAGAUUCUGGAGAGCGUGUUUCAGGUGAAUUCAUACCCUGGAAUUGAUCUGAGAGAGGAACUCGCUGAGAAACUGAACCUCGAUGAGGACAGAAUACAGAUCUGGUUCCAGAACAGACGAGCGAAGCUGAAGCGAUCUCACCGGGAGUCUCAGUUCCUCAUGGUGAAGAAAGUCAUCACCGGCCUCCAGAGCAGAGAUCAGCAGUGACUCUGAUAUAUUUCAUUACUGUUUCUAUUAUAUUGUAAUAUAUUCUGUUGUGACUGUAAAGUGCUGCACAUUUGUAUUUAAGAUGUUUGUUUUAAUAACUUAAUAAGUGGUUCUAUUUUGUGAGAUGAAUAAAACAGUGCAUUAACUGUGA